Molecule: messenger RNA, 524 nt
Organism: Mangifera indica (mango)
Lineage: Eukaryota; Viridiplantae; Streptophyta; Magnoliopsida; Sapindales; Anacardiaceae
Product: sedoheptulose-1,7-bisphosphatase, chloroplastic-like
Exons: 2
Coding region: 1-495 (164 amino acids)
Biological process (GO): gluconeogenesis; fructose metabolic process; fructose 1,6-bisphosphate metabolic process
Cellular component (GO): cytoplasm
Molecular function (GO): fructose 1,6-bisphosphate 1-phosphatase activity
Source: RefSeq, a predicted model, not a curated record
AUGUUGUUUCUUUCUACCCAGAAAUGGAGUUUUUAUCAACUUAUUUCAUCUUUUCUUUGUUGCUCAACAGCUGAUAAACUAUUAUGUAAGAGAGAAAUACACACUGAGAUACACAGGAGGAAUGGUGCCAGAUGUCAAUCAGAGAAGGGUAUCUUCACAAAUGUGACUUCGCCACCUUCAAAAGCUAAGUUGAGGGUAUUGUUUGAGGUGCCUCCUUUGGGAUUCUUGGUUGAAAAAGCUGGAGGUUACAGUAGUGAUGGCAAUAUCUCUGUACCAGACAAGGUGAUCAACAAUCUUGAUGAAAGAACCCAAGUCGCUUAUGGCUCCAAGAAUGAAAUAAUCCGUUUUGAAGAAAUUCUGUAUGGAUCCUCAAGGCUCAAGGGGGUUCCACUUGGAGCAGCUGCUCAAGUGCUGCUUUCAUUUUCUUAUUUUUCUUCAUAUGCCGUCAAAUAUUCUAGUUGUCCAGGGACUUGGAAUUGCUUUGUUAUCAGAUAAAUAAUCAAGCAGGUGUCAUUAAUAUUCAA